This is a messenger RNA of Manihot esculenta (cassava), 1747 nucleotides long. RefSeq names its product auxin-responsive protein IAA9. Gene Ontology annotation, cellular component: nucleus. Gene Ontology annotation, biological process: regulation of DNA-templated transcription. The record is from RefSeq and is a predicted model, not a curated record. Gene Ontology annotation, molecular function: protein binding. Bases 205 to 1401 code for a protein of 398 amino acids. Lineage: Eukaryota; Viridiplantae; Streptophyta; Magnoliopsida; Malpighiales; Euphorbiaceae. The transcript has 6 exons.
CGGCCGAAGCCUUUGUUGCUUUCUGCUCGAUGGAAGGACCCUGAGUCUAAGUUUGAGCUCUCUCUCUCUGUUGUUCGUCGCCGGCAGUUGCUGCAUUUUCUAGUGAAUUUUGAAAGUGUUUGCUGUUCUUCGUCUUCUUCUUUCUCUGAUUUCUUAGUUUUUCAGACAAAUAAAACCUAAAGAGACUAAUCUGUGAAGGUGGUGAUGUCUCCACCUCUGCUGGGUCUUGAGGAAGAGGGGCAGAGCGAUAUUUCUUUAGUGGCCUCUUCGACAUCCAUUGAUUGUAUCCCUCAGAAUGGCUGUGGUUUGAAAGAACGUAACUAUCUGGGUUUGUCAGAUUGCUCUUCAGUUGACAGCUCUGCUGUCCCAAGCUUAUCUGAGGAGAAUAAGAAUAAUCUAAAUUUGAAGGCUACUGAGUUGAGGCUUGGUCUUCCUGGAUCUCAAUCUCCUCAAAGAGAAGAUUUUUCCUUGCUGAGUACAGGGAAACUUGAUGAGAAGCUGCUGUUUCCGAUGCUUCCUUUGAAGGAUGGAAUUGGCUCAUCAUCACAGAAGCAUAUUGUUUCAGGCAACAAAAGAGGAUUUUCUGACACUAUGGAUGGAUUUUCGGAGGUUAAGGGUUCUUUGUAUUCGGAAAAGAAUUGGCUGUUUCACUCUGCUGGGACCGAGUCUGACUCUCCACAAUCUAUGGGUCAUGGGAAGUUUCCUGCUAGUUCUGGGAUAAAUGUUAGGCUACCAUCUAGACCUGCUGGGGCUCAAUCAGCCAUGAUGAAAGAGGUGUCACAGAAAGGGUUAAAUGACCAGUCUCAGGCUGCCAAUGGAGCCAACCUGAAUCAGACUAGUAGUCCUAACAACAGCAGCAGUGCCCCUGCUGCCAAGGCACAGGUUGUUGGCUGGCCCCCAGUUAAGUCAUUUAUGAAGAACACAUUAGUCACCUCUUCAAAGAACAAUGAUGAAGUUGAUGGAAAACCUGGUCCUGGUACUCUUUUUGUCAAGGUCAGCAUGGAUGGUGCUCCUUAUUUGAGGAAGGUAGAUCUUAGAACCUACUCCACUUAUCAAGAACUCUCGUGUGCUCUUGAGAAGAUGUUCAGCUGUUUUACUAUAGGUCAAUGUGGAUCUCAUGGAGUUCCUGGGAAGGAAAAGCUAAGUGAGAGUAAGUUGAGGGAUCUUUUGAAUGGAUCAGAAUAUGUGCUUACAUAUGAGGAUAAGGAUGGUGACUGGAUGCUUGUAGGGGAUGUACCAUGGGAGAUGUUUAUUGACACAUGCAAGAGAUUAAAGAUAAUGAAGAGCUCUGAGGCGAUUGGCUUAGGGCAACCAAGUAGCCAAGAUUCUGGCUUUGUCUUACUUUCAAAGUUACAGGACCGAGUUACAGGGAUGGGUGUAAUUGACCCACUGAGACUUUGAGUCGUAACUUGAACUAUCUCGAUCAGGAAACUUCUUACAUACAUCAGGGUGUAUACACUCUGACCGGUAAAUUAUUAAAGUGAUGGUGGACUUUGCUACAAUAUAUAGUUGGUUUCAAUACGCAAUAUGUUUUAUUGAUUUCUUAUUGGUUAGGUGUGUAUAUACCCUAACCAACUACAAGAAAGGCAAAUGGGAUUGGAAUUAGGGAUCUAAGCUUUGGGGUGGCCAUGUGUUUGAGGUAAGCCAAGUCCAAGUUUCUGGGAUGGAACCUGCUGGUUAUUGAUAAAGCCAUUACUUUAGUUUUAUGCAAAUGAGAUCUUGGGACUUUGCCAAUUUUCCUUGUCAA